Messenger RNA from Lontra canadensis (Northern American river otter), 4097 nucleotides. RefSeq names its product ubiquitin conjugating enzyme E2 W (gene UBE2W). The transcript has 6 exons. Lineage: Eukaryota; Metazoa; Chordata; Mammalia; Carnivora; Mustelidae. Bases 13 to 555 code for a protein of 180 amino acids. The record is from RefSeq and is a predicted model, not a curated record.
CCGGCGCCCAGGAUGCUGGGCCCCCGCGGCGUGACGCGAGCACGGCAACUCCGCCCCCUGCGUCUCUGGCCUCGCCGGCCUUGGGGGGAUGGUUCCAUCAUGGCGUCAAUGCAGAAACGACUGCAGAAAGAACUGUUGGCUUUGCAAAAUGACCCACCUCCUGGAAUGACUUUAAAUGAAAAGAGUGUUCAGAAUUCAAUUACACAGUGGAUUGUAGACAUGGAAGGUGCACCAGGUACCUUAUAUGAAGGGGAAAAAUUUCAACUUCUAUUUAAGUUUAGUAGUCGAUAUCCCUUUGACUCUCCUCAGGUCAUGUUUACUGGUGAAAAUAUUCCCGUUCAUCCUCAUGUUUAUAGCAAUGGUCAUAUCUGUUUAUCCAUUCUAACAGAAGACUGGUCCCCAGCGCUCUCAGUCCAAUCAGUUUGUCUUAGCAUUAUUAGUAUGCUUUCCAGCUGCAAAGAAAAGAGACGACCACCAGAUAAUUCUUUUUAUGUUCGAACAUGUAACAAGAAUCCAAAGAAAACAAAAUGGUGGUAUCAUGAUGAUACUUGUUGAUGCCACUGUUAUCAUCCUCCUAGCAGAAGAUAGUCCUACUGAGAAAAUGAGCACUUUGAUCAUUCAGUCUUUGAACUUUAACCUUUGACUGGAAGUGACCUAUAGGCAAUGAAGACUACUUCCUUUUACUGCAUUUUUACUCGUGUGCAUUCUGGGCGCAUGUUGAUCGCUGGUUCAGUCCAGGCAACUGACAUGCUUUUAUUAGUCAUACAGUAUUAAUGCAGGUGUCAGGAAAUGUCAAUAUAAUUCCAUUUUUUAUUUUUAUUUUUUUAAGCUUUUGGAAAAGUUCCAGGUCCUCAUGUAUUGUGCAAUAACAAUGACUUCCUUGGCGGUUUUGGGACGUUCAUUGCCGGCAAUGGACGUUAAACAGGAAAAAUUUUCAUUAACUCCUGCCACCCAAUAAUUAAUGCAUGAUAGGGCCUAUGAAAUGAACUUACUGGUUAUAAUGGGAUUAUAAAUAAAGUGAGGGAUCCAACAUUACUUUGAAAGUCACCCCAACUGUUUAUAUUUGGAUUCUAUGCACUGUGAUCCUAAGGUUUAACAGCAUGAAUUAACAUGCGUCUUUAAAGGACUGUAAUGAAAGAUCAUUGCGUAUUUAUUGAAUUGUUUAUAUCUGCUGUCAAAUUGUUUUGACAUGGAAGGUUUUCAAGUAACAUUGGCAGAGAGGUACAAUAUUGUUUAUCCCUAUGGUGAAAAUAAAUUCAUUUGUUGUAUAUAGUUCCUCAGUCUCUGGAGUAAAGGUAUGAGUAAAUCUAGGGUAUGAACGGUGAAUCAAGGCUUGAUCUUGGAAGUAAGAACAAUGGCAGUGAGGAUGAAACUGCUGCAGUCCUUAAUUGGGGCUUGUUUGUACAGUAACGAUUUUUCCAAGUAGAUUACACUCUGUUACUUCCUGCUAGCCAUCAGCAUGAGCCCUACUGCCUAAACACUAUUUCAUUUAUUUAUGUUUGAAAAAUCCGUAAAGAGUUUUCAUUUGAAAUUUUCUUUUGUUAUGUUUUAAGUCAAGUUUGAAUGUUACAGUACUUCAAUUGAAAAGCUUUUGUCAAGUUUUUUCUUGUAAUUUUUUCUUUACUUGUAAGUAUCAUUUGUCCUUUAAUCCUGUACCCUAAAAUAAGAAAUACAUUUUUGACAGAGGCUUAAUGUUUUAACAAAAGAGUGUGGACAUUUUUAUUUUAAAAUUUAGGCAAAAGUACACUCUAGAAUGGUAUGUUUGCUUAUUUGUCUCACAUAACCGUACAGUUUUUCCUGGAGGGAUUUGUUUUAUUUUGUUUUCUUGUUGUUGAAAAGACUUUGCUUACAGCUAGAUAAAAUUUUUCUAUAGAAAAAAAAUUGUUGAAACGUCCAAUUCUCAGUACCAUGUAAGUUAAUGAUAUUGCAACUAGGUUCUCUUUUUAAAAAGCAAUUAUGUAUUUUAUAAAUUACCUUUUCACAUAUGCAAAAAUCUGUUUCUACUACAAUGUUAUUUUUACUAAUGCCUGUUGUUGCACUCUUUUUGACAUAUCCUGCAGUGAAUAAAUAUAUGAAUCAAUUUGGGCUUAAAAAUAAAGGCCAAUUGGCUGAAAGGUUUGAAGUAUGUACCCCAGCAAAACAUCCAAUCAAUAAUUGGCAAGGAAUAUUUUCAAAAUUGUUUUUAAUCUCUGUAUAAUGACAUUUUGUAGCUUUGUACAUGUUGUUAAUUAAGGGCAUAUAAUUUUACACUCUAAAACUAAUUGCUGAACUCAGGGGUGGGUAGACUUCAAAAAUAUGUCUGCUGUAGAAAUAACUUGAAAAAAAAAUUAAAACUAUGGCCAGCCACCAAAUUGUGGAUACUGUUUAUACUAUAGCUAGCAACUACCACUUUUUAAAAUUAAACACAUUUUUUGUUCUUUCUUGACUAGAUACACAUAAGUUCUCAUAAUAGUCCUAUCAGUCUUAUCAUUUGGCCUGUUUAACUAAGACAGAAAAUGUUUUUUGGAAUGCUUUGAGCUACUCUUAAUUUUUAACUGCUUUUUAAUAUGAAAUCUGCAGUGGCAAAUUAUAUAUUUUUCAUAUUUUACACAACUGCUCCAAACUACUGAUAGACUUGAUCAUUUUCAGGGGUGGGGUAGGGGGAUCUUUCUCUGUAUAGCUGGUCCACUUACUAAAAUUCUUUUAUAAAGAAAUGACCUGUGACAUUUAGUCACCAAAGGAAUUAAUAUACCAGGUCAAAGAUUAACAGUGCUGUCCUGUAGAUUAAUAGGUCUUAUAUAGCCUCAAUUGAGUUUUUUAAAAUAAAAGAAGCAGUAUUUUAACAUACCUCUUUCUCUACAUAGAGAUACCAUAAAAUAAAACAAAGUAGAGGAAAGUAAAGGAAACCAAAUAAUUUCAGUACAUUUUAUGGUUUAAAGAGAAGAUAAGAUGAAAUACCCUAAAAUAUAGGAAUACCAACCAUUCAUAAUUUACAAUAAGAUAACACCUUAUUCAUUGCAGUACUCCCUUGAACUUAGGAAUUAUUGGAAACUCCUUUGCACUUAGAUUUAAUUAAGUUAAUUUUAAAUGUAAGUUACAUUAUUAAAAGACAUAAGACGUUUACCUGAGUCAUUGCUCUAGAGAGGGCAUUUAAUGGCUUUGUAAUAAUAAAAAGAAUAUUUCUCUGUAAUGUGUUGUUGAACAACAACCAGAAUACCAAGAAAAUGUACAUAGGAUUAUGCUACUUCCCUCUUUACUUGCUCCAUGGGGCACUAUCUGCUGCAUAGGCCUACAGAAUUAUACUUUCAUAUUUAGACAGUAUGUACUCUCUAUUUAUUUAUUUAUUUAUUUAUUUUAAGGCCAUUCUUCUGGUUUGCCAAAUUCUAUUAAGACAGUGAUACAUUCAUUUCCUUAUUUUGCAUGCUUAGAUCAUGAACUUGGUGCCCUUUCAAAAAAAUAUAUUAUGUGAAGUAGGUAUUAAUGCCAUAGGUUUUAAAGAAAGAAAUGGUUUUCAGUUUUUUUAAGAUAAAUUUUUUUAAAUAAAUUUUAUGGCUGUUCUCUUAAGGAAUUUAAUAUUCACCUCUAAAGGACUUAACUUAUAGUGGAUGAAUUCCUCCUUUUAGCUAGCAGGGAAAUAAAGCUUUUUUUAAUCCCCAAAAGAAAAUGCUAAAAAUUAGCUUUUAUAUACAGUUCAUCGGGAGAAAGAUCUUAAUCCUUAUUGUUUUGACUAGGUAUAUAAAUAUUUGCUAUAAAGUAACUAGGAUAGUUUUAUUAGUUUUUCCCUUCUGAAAUUUUAAAUAUAUGCAAAUAUAUAUCAUUAGAUUCCUGUGGCAAAUAAUAAUUUCUUCAGAUUCUAAAACAGGUAUCUAGUGACUGCUUAAUUAUUUCCAGAUUGCAUCAAAGAUGAAUUGACAAAUAAUGGAAAUGAGUAGUGAUGUGCAAAUGGUAUGUAACCACAUAUUACUUGUUUCUGGUAAUCAAGUCUUAUUUUUUAAAAAGCCUAUUGUUUUUGAGAAUUGAGAUAUUUAAAACUUGUUAAAGCUUCUUCCUAAAAAUAGAUGAGAAGAGGAGGUACUGUGUGUUCAGAAGUUUUUUAAAUAAAGAAUUCAGUGUCACUA